GCGAAACCGUAGGUGGGUUACAAUACCGAAACCCCGUGAAGCCCUUGUACUUUCUGUCUCACAUCUUGUGUUUUAAAACCGUCACCAGGGCGAGCUUCCUGCACGGCUUCUGGAGCGCGUGCGCCUGUCCCAUACCGGCCAUAUGACCAACCAGUACCUUGGGGCUGAGUGGCUAUAAUACGGCCAGAGCUACUCACCUUUCCUAUGAGCUUUGCUUUUUUCACUACUAUGGAGCUUUGCCCGCUUAGUUGCCCGGGAGCUUCGCUUUGACAUGACGGGAAACGGGGCUGUACCUUGCCACUAGUUUUGCUUGCUCUUCUGCCGGGAUCACUUUACCCUCUAUCUAGGGUGAUAUUGGUAUUGUUUUAAAAGCCCGUGUCGCUCGUUGUGUCUCUUUGAUACUGCCAGACUCAAUCAAUAUGCCACACUUACUCCACCACCACCACCACCACCACCGACGCCGCUACUCCUGGCCCUACUGCAACUCAGGGCAGCGCCUACGUGAGCGACGAAACCUCCCUAUUAUCACGAUACGGGGUCCACCUAAUCAAUAUGCAUCCCCUUUCUUAACCCCAGUGGUCUCAGAGGAUCUACUUGAAGACGACGUCGUCUCCGCAGGGAUCAUGCAUUCUCAGCCUCCACGACCCCUUUACCGACUCUGGUCCUCGUCUUCUUCUUCCUUCCCCGAAACCAGUCAUAUGGAGUACCAAAGUAGAGCUAAAGAUUCUAGCCCUGGGUCCGGGCUUGGGUGUGGGUGCGGGUCUCUUCGUCGAAUGACCCAGCCGCCAUUAGACAGGACUCGCUCCCUCCUCGUGUUACCAACGACACUUUCUGCAGGCCAGGCGAUGAUAUCACCAUACUGGAUUGAGAGACUUUCCGCCCACCCUAUGCCUCAUAGCAAUGGGCCAGGGAGAUUAGCAGAAGGCGAUGCUCGGGCCCGUCUAGCGGUAAACAGAAACCAUAGACGCUGUCACUCUGAGAGACCGCGUGCUUGGAAAGAGCCUAGUGAGAACUUGUGGACGCUUCAAGAGGAGUAAUACAUUGCCUAGUUAUGUACUUCUCUUAUUUUGUCAUUGACGAAUUACGUUUAUCGAUUCUUGUUUUCUCUUUAUCGGUUGGGGGGGGUAGUUUUUCUGCUUUGACAUCGAUCAGAAUGCAUAAUAAAUGAUAGGCAGGGAUAGAAAAGCAUAUAAAGUAGCCGAAUGGCAGG
Messenger RNA from Aspergillus ochraceoroseus IBT 24754, 1210 nucleotides. RefSeq lists its product as uncharacterized. NCBI's taxonomy places the organism in Eukaryota, Fungi, Ascomycota, Eurotiomycetes, Eurotiales, Aspergillaceae. The record is from RefSeq and is a predicted model, not a curated record. The transcript has a single exon. Bases 420 to 1037 code for a protein of 205 amino acids.